GUCGCUGACGAGACAAAUGUCAAUGGCAGCGAUUUUGUCCCACUCAGGCUUCCGUAGUUUCAGGAAGCGGUCCGUCGUCGUUGCGAGACCUUUCACUGGUCUCGUCUUUGUGUCAUUUAUUAAGUGAAUUGAGGGCUUUUUGCAGAGGUUGUGAUGGGUGACAUUCGUCAGUCAUUGCUCCCUCGGGAUGUUCUCAGUGCAGCCAAGGAGCUGCUGUAUCACCUGGACAUUUACAUCUGUAACCUGGUGCAGUCCGGGAGGCAGCCUCCACAGGUCGACUCUAAAACCCUGGAGCUGGUCGAGGAGUUCAUUCUGCAUGCACCCAAGGACAGAAACACCUCAGCCAGGAGGAUGAGUGCUCUCCAGGAGCUCCAGCUGUUGGAGAUCAUGUGCAGCUGUUUCCAGGAGCAGAGCCGCGACACUGUUCGUCAGCUUAUGUUCUCUGCUCUCUUCAAUCUGCAAGGCAACCAGGCAGAUGAGAGUCGCAUGGCACUGUUAGGCAAGCUGGUUUCCAUGGCAAUCGCUGUGGGCAGAGUUCCUAUCUUGGAAUGUGCUGCUAACUGGUUACAGAGAACCCAUCGUGUGUACUGCGUACGCCUGGCACAGGUGCUGGUAGAUGAUUACUGUAGUAUGGUACCAGGCUCUGUGCCCACCCUGCAGAAUAUCCACAGCGCCAGUCCACGCUUCUGCUGCCAGUUUAUCACUGCUGUCACCACCCUCUACGACCUCACCUCAGAGGAGCUCACCCCUCCACUAGAGCUGCUCCAGAUGAUUGUCUCGUGGAUCCAAGAUGACCCUCGUCUAGUCCUGAUCACCUUCCUGAACACCCCCCUCUCUGGCAGCCAGCCAAUCAGCUCCCUUGAUGUCACACCGUUAGGGGGGUUAGUACGCUGGUGCAUCAAAGCACCGCUGGCCUACAGGAAAGACAAGAAGCAGGCACUGACCAACGGAAGCUCUGAGAGUGAGCCAGAAGCAGGACCUCUCUUCUCUGCUCUCCAUUUAAGUGUUCUGCAGGUUUUCAUGCUUUUGCCCAACAUACUCAAUGAGAAGGGGCUUUACGGUCGCCUGGCGCUGCUUCAGAUGGAGUCUUUGGCCGCUCUGACCUCCGAUCUUUCCCGAUUGUUGGACCAGGCUGACAAACACACACACACAUCAUCUGCUGAUACACAUGUAUUGCCCCAGCUGGCCCUCGACCGGCUGGCACAGGCUCUGCAGGUGGCCAUGGCCAGUGGAGCCCUACUCUGCUCAAGAGAGGACCUGAGAGCCAUCUGUUCCCGCCUCCCCCACAACAAUUUGCUCCAGUUGGUGUUGUCCGGCCCGGUGAUGUACUACAACAACAUACACACCCCUCCGCUGGCCUUCAGCCCGCACGCCGCCCACUCGCCCAUUGCGUCACACCCCACGCUCCCCACACAUCCCACACAUCCCACGCUCCCCACACAUCCCACACUCCCUACACAUCCCACGCUCCCCACACAUCCCACGCUCCCCACACACACCCCACACACCCCUCUGGCCGCCCAUCCCUCCUCUCACCCUCAGUACUCCACUCAGCCUUUCAUGACAGGGAUGCCGUUCCCCUUCCGGCCCACCCACUAAAAAAAAAAAAAGAAACGAAAAAUCUGCUCCAGUUGUCUGCAGAUUUGAAGCUGUGUGUGGAUGUUGUGUACUGAGUGCUGUUGUGUGUUUGUUGGUGUGCAUGAAUUAAUAUGUGCGACUGAUUUAUUAUGUGUUAUGACAUUAGCACAUUUGCUUCUGAGAAAGUCUGUGUGGCUCAUGUUUAUCCAAUAAAUAUUUUUUUACUUCA
Molecule: messenger RNA, 1807 nt
Organism: Amphiprion ocellaris (clown anemonefish)
Lineage: Eukaryota; Metazoa; Chordata; Actinopteri; Pomacentridae
Gene: ints15
Product: integrator complex subunit 15
Exons: 8
Coding region: 154-1599 (481 amino acids)
Source: RefSeq, a predicted model, not a curated record